Molecule: messenger RNA, 1590 nt
Organism: Mollisia scopiformis
Lineage: Eukaryota; Fungi; Ascomycota; Leotiomycetes; Helotiales; Mollisiaceae
Product: putative hexose carrier protein
Exons: 2
Coding region: 1-1590 (529 amino acids)
Biological process (GO): carbohydrate transport; transmembrane transport
Cellular component (GO): membrane
Molecular function (GO): carbohydrate:proton symporter activity
Source: RefSeq, a predicted model, not a curated record
AUGUCUUCCAAGCCUCCAUCCUUCGUCGGGUUCACGGGCCAAAAUCUCGUCUAUGCCGUCACAUUUUGCUGCUCAGUCGGCUUCCUGCUCUUUGGGUACGAUCUCGGAUUUAUGGGUGGCCUCACAACCUCCCAGCCAUUCCUGAGCACAUUCGGACACGUCAACGCCUCUCUCCUCGGCUUCCUCGUCUCUUCUUACGAAGUUGGCGCUCUCUUCGGAGCCGUGUCCCAGUUCAUCGUCGGCGAUCGCUAUGGACGAAAAACAGAAAAUAUAGCAGGGGCUUCCAUCGUAAUAGUUGGGGCCAUCAUCCAGUCUACGAGUUUCGGGCUCCCACAGUUCCUCGUCGGUCGGCUCGUUGCUGGAUUCGGUCUUGGGAUCAUGACAACUGUCAUCCCAGUCUGGCUGACUGAGUGCGCGAUGCCCAAGUCCCGUGGACGUAUGAUGGCAAUGCAGUUGUCGAAUCUGAUUAUGGGGUUAAUCAUUGCCAAUUGGAUCGACUAUGGCAUGUCAGUCCACUACACCGGCAGUAUCCAGUGGCGAUUCCCAUGCGCUCUUCAGAUUGUGUUCUGCAUCAUCGUUGUCUGCAUGACUCCAUUCUUGCCCGAAUCUCCCCGCUACCUCUGCGCAACGGACCAACUUGACCAAGCAACGUACGUUCUAGCAGCGCUUCGCAACGGACAGCUUGAUAGCCCAGAUGUGGUCGAAGAGAUGGGUGAGAUCAGAUACGCCAUCAACGUCGAGAUGAAAGAAUCAGGAUCCUGGAGCGAUGUCUUCCACGAUGGUGGCAUCAGCGCUUUUACACGAGUAGCUAUCGCAUUCGCGGCGAACUUCUUCCAGCAGUUAUCUGGCGUGAACGUCAUGUCUUCACUAGGACCAUACGUAUUCCAGAACUCCGUGGGGAUGUCUACUCAUGAAGCACUCAUUGUUUCUGGCGGUUUGCAGGUGUUUUAUUUCUUCAGCAGCUUGAUACCGUGGCUCGUUGUUGAUCGCAUCGGGAGACGAAAGCUGUUUAUGACUGGUUCCAUUGGAAUGGGUGUCUUUAUGACGCUCUCCGCUAUUUUCAUCGGUAUUGGUGGUACAGGCCUUGGUGUCGCAGCAACUGUCGUCCUCUAUCUCUUCCAGACAUUCUUCACACUGGGCUGGCAGUCCAAUAUGUGGGUAUAUCCCAGUGAGCUUCUGCCGUUGAAAAUCCGUCUGCGUGGGGGAGCACUUGCUGUCGUUUCUCAGUGGUUAUUCACAUUCCUCGUUGUCGAAAUCACACCUCCGAUGAUAACCAAUAUCGGCUUCAAAUCAUACAUUGUCUUUGCUAUUAUCAAUUUUGCGACUGUUCCGGUGGUGUACUUUUGCUUUCCAGAGACAUCGAGGAGGCCCCUGGAGGUUGUUGAUCUGCUGUUUGCGGAUAGGCAGGACGGUUCAAGACCAAGUAUUUUUCAGGUGGUGCGCGAUUCGGUUAAUAAAGAUUAUGUGAAGUCAAUAGAGUCACAGCUGCAGGAACGGGCAAGGUCGAACAAGGAUAAUGAUGCGAUCGUGGCUUCGGAAAAAGAGAAAGCUCUUGAAAAUUUGUCUGUAAAAAUGAGGUCACAAUUAUAA